Molecule: messenger RNA, 1197 nt
Organism: Apodemus sylvaticus (European woodmouse)
Lineage: Eukaryota; Metazoa; Chordata; Mammalia; Rodentia; Muridae
Product: disks large homolog 5-like
Exons: 8
Source: RefSeq, a predicted model, not a curated record
AUGAAUAAGAGGCCCUACUAUACACCAAAUCCAUUCUAUGAAAAAUUGAAGUUAAAAGAGAAGGAGAUCAUGUCAUUUCUACAAAACUUAGAGAUGGAGAACAUUGAGGCCCGACAGAAAUUCGAGGAACAGAAGAAGGAGAUCAACUUCUAUCGGAACCUGGAGAGCUGCCUCCUGAUACAGAAAGACAUUAUGAAUAAGAGGUUGGCUGAACUGAAGCAGGAGAACAAGGAAGUACAUGCUGAUUGGACCAUCAUUCAGCAAUACCUGAUUGACUUGAAUCUGAAUGAUAAAUUCGAAAAGGAGAAGGCCAGAAUUCUCCAGGACCAACAACAUCAGAGAGAUCUUGGCAUGAGCUAUGAUGUCACCAGUAUUGUAGCAACAGCACAACCCCUGAGGUUUCUCAGUCAGUGUCUAGAGCAUACAUUGAUAGACAUGUUUGCCCGAAUUAGACAACUUUUUCAGAGAACCAAUGUGGAUUCGAGAGAGACUAGAGAGAGGAGGAAGGAAGCUGGCCUUUCAUCUGAGAGUAAUGAAGGACAAAGGAGGUCAUGGAGAAUGUGGAGGACUGGCAGGCAGACAUCAUCCCCUGUAACUCUCCUGAUCAAGAAGCAGGCCAAGAAGGAAGAUGAGAGGCUGACCAGAGAGCUGCAGCUCGUUACCCAGGAGAGAAAUGAUCUGAGAGAUCCCUUGAUCUAUGUCACAGAGGGAGCCAUGAACAAGAGGCCAUACUACACACCAAAUCCGUUAUAUGAAAAAUUGAAGUUAAAGGAGAAGGAGAUUAUGACAUUUCUACAUAUCUUAGAGAAGGAGAAUAUUGAGGCCAAACAGAACUUCCAGGAUCUCAAGAAGGAGAUUAACUUCUAUCGCAACCUGCACAGCCGGCUCCUGAUGCAGAAGAACCUUAUGAAUAAGAGGUUGGUGACACUGAAGCAGGAGAACUAGGAAGUAUACACUGAUUGGUCCAUCAUUCAGCAAUACCUGGUUGACUUGAACCUGAUUGAUAAAGAUGAACAGGAGAAGCCCAGAAUCCUCCAGGACCUACAAUAUCAGGAUGCAAAGAGUGUAGCAAGAGCUAAAAUUUCCACAGCCCAGGAAGAGGGCCACCUGCAGAAUGAGUUGCCACUUCAGGAAGACACUGCUGAUCUCCAACUCCAACAGCCACAAAAUAACUUGGAGGAAUCUUCUUACACAUAA